Messenger RNA from Elaeis guineensis (African oil palm), 991 nucleotides. RefSeq lists its product as uncharacterized. Gene Ontology annotation, cellular component: plasma membrane. Lineage: Eukaryota; Viridiplantae; Streptophyta; Magnoliopsida; Arecales; Arecaceae. The record is from RefSeq and is a predicted model, not a curated record.
AUAAACCUUUCCCACCCUUAUAAUUACCCCCUCUAUUUAUACUCACCCCUACCACUCCACCGCUCUGUACUUCAACGCUUUCUCUCUCUAUAGCGAUCAUGGAUCGGCGCACCGCCCUCGCCGUCACGCUCCUCUGCCUCGUCCUCGCCCCCUCUGGCGCCCAGGCCCCCGCGGGCGCCCCUACCACCACACCCGCCGCCUCCUCUCCCACCAUUUCGGCCGCCGCCCCCACUUCCCCGCCCACCACCCACGCCCCCGCCGCCGCCCCCACCACCAAGCCCAGCAUUCCUGCCCCCUCCACCGCCCCCACCAUCCCCGCCCCCUCCACCGCGCCCACCUCCUCCCCUCCUGCCGCCCCGGUGACCACCCCUCCCGCUAAGGCGCCGGCCACCGUGCCCCCUCCGACUUCGGCCCCGGUCUCUUCUCCCCCGGCGAUGGUGCCCGUGAGCUCUCCCCCGACGACGCUUCCACCCACAUUGUCUCCCCCCGCACCGGUCCCGGUCGCCGCCACUCCGACGCCGGCUGCUGCUCCACCGAAGCCCGCCGAGGUGCCUGCGCCGGCUCCGAGUAAGAGCAAGAAGAAGGGCGCCAGCCAGUCGAAGACGCCCGCCGCCGCUCCCGAGGGCGCCGUCUCCCCCGGACCCAAUAGCGCAGCCUCCGACACUACGAGUGGAGCGGAGAGUGUGAGGAAGAUGAUGGGAGGACUGACCUUGGGGCUGCUGAUCGCCACUGGCAUGUUUGUGAUCUAAAGUCCCGGCUGCGUAUAUAAUAAUGGAAUAGAAAUUCUCGAUAUAGCUGCGCUUUUCUUAUAUAUCUCUCCGUCUUGUAUUUUGGUCCCCUGCUAGGUAUCUAUUUGCCUUUGUUUAUCUCAUUGACGAGAUCUGGUUGUAGGUGCAUACGCUCACUUGUAUUCUUUCUUUUGAGGUGACAUUGCUUUUGGACAUUAUUUUAUUUUUAUUUUCAUGAUUUGGAUUUCUAGUGCUUCAGCUAA